GUGGCGGGGGCGCCCCGGGCGCGGCGGGGGCGGGACCGGACGGGCCAUGGCCUCCGCCCUCGGCCCGCGCGCUCCGCUACCGCUCGCGCGUCUCCGCGGGGCCCGCGCUCUGGCCAUGGCGCCGCCGCGCCGCUUCGCGCUGGAGCUGCCGGGCUGCGGCCUGGCCCACUUCGCCGUCGGCGGGGACGCCCCGGGCGCGCGCCUCGACCCCCGCGUGGCCGCGCUCCUGGGCCCGCCCGGCCGCAGCUACUCGCUGUGCGUGCCCGAGGCGCCGGGCGGCGGCUGCGCGGCCCGGGUGCGGGCGGCCCGGCUGCACCAGCGCCUGCUGCACCAGCUGCGCCGCGACCCCCUACGGCGGUGCCAGCUGCGCCGGCUGCUGUGCUACGGCCCCGGCGGCGGGGCGGGCGGCGUGCAGCGCGGCUUCCUGCUCCGCGACCCCGGCGACAGCCCCGACACCCGGCGCGCGCUCUUCUCGCUGCUCGGAGACGCCCCGGGGGGCCCGCGCCUGGGCGAGUUCGUGGGCGACGCGCGCCAGCAGGUGUGGCAGAGCCUGUGGGAGCUGCGGGACGGGGCGGAGUGGCGGCAGGUGGGCCCCCGCGAGCGCGUCCUGGCCGCCCCGGAGCCCGCCCUGCACCCGGUGGUGCCUGACCUGCCCAGCUCCGGGGUCUUCCCGCACCGGGAGGCCGCCCGCGCCGUUCUGGAGGCGUGUAUACCCUUCAUUCCUGAGGCCCAAGCAGUGCUCGACCUGGUUGACCAGUUGCCGGAACAAGUCCACAAAGGGAAGUUCCCGGUCAUUGCUGUUGAAGGACUGGAUGCCACAGGUAAAACCACUGUGACCCAGUCAGUUUCAGACACACUCGGGGCUGUCCUCUUAAAGUCGCCACCUGCUUGCAUCAGCCAGUGGAGGAAAAUCUUUGAUGAUGAGCCAACUAUCAUUAGGAGAGCUUUUUAUUCUUUGGGCAAUUAUAUUGUGGCUUCUGAAAUAGCCAAAGAAUCUACAAAAUCUCCUGUGAUUAUAGACAGGUACUGGCACAGCACGGCCACCUAUGCCAUCGCCACCGAGGUGACCGGGGGGCUCCAGUACCUGCCCCCGGCCCAUCACCCUAUAUACCAGUGGCCCAGGGACCUGCUCAGACCCGACCUGGUCCUGCUGCUCACAGUGAGCCCCAAGAAGAGGAUGCAGAGAAUUGAGGGCCGGGGCGUGGAGCGGACCAGAGAGGAAGCUGAACUGGAGGCCGACAGCAUGUUUCGUCAAAAGGUAGAAGUGUCCUAUCAGCGGAUGGAGAACCCCGCCUGCCAUGUGGUUGAUGCUAGUCCCUCGAGAGAGAAAGUCCUCCAGACGGUUUUAGGCAUAAUCCAAAAUAAUUUUAGCUAAUUGUAAUUACUCCAAAAUGUAAUUCUGCAUUUUGGCAGAUUUGAUGUUGUUUGAUACAUCUAGGCCCACGGCGGGGUACACGGUUUUCCCAGAUUUCUGUUGCAUAACCAUGGCGUGUGCUAGAAAGCCGAAGACCAGACCAUUUCGAUUUUACCUACACCGUUAUACUCCCUUCUGACCAAAGGACCCGUCAAGGUUGAGACCGUCAACGUUCCAGCCAGAGAUCAGUGAUUGCUUUCUUCAAGUGUAACAAACGUUUUCCUGGAACGCGUUUUCAGCUACGUUCCUACCAAAUCCCUCCAAGUUUUGUCUUAUCCAGAAAGCAUGAGGUAUACAGAAAUAACCAGGAAGAUCUUCCAAAUCGGCGGAAGCCCCUCCGGCCCCUCCCAUACCUCCUCUUGGGUCACUGAUGAGACCCUGAUGUGACAUAGUUACCUCCUUCCCAAUAUGGCCUCACUCCAUCAUUGGGGGGCUCAGCCCUGAUCCUAGAGCUAAAUGCUCCUGAAGAAAGGGUCCACGUGUCCUGGCUGUCUGAGGACAACGCCCACAGGGUCACCUUGUGGGUAGGCGACACUUACAAAGAAGACAUCUGAUUCGUGUCUCACAACCCCUGAGAUGAUCCCCUUGUGGUCAGAGUCAAAUAUAGAGACUGCCAACCCAGAUGCUCUCAAUACAAAUAUACCAACCCACUUUGGAUUAUGUUCUGUUUAUUUAUGUCCCUUUCCUUUCCUCUGAAAACACGGCUUUGGAUAUAAUGAGUGUUUUGGACUAAACUAGAUGCAUUAAAACUUAGCCAAUGCAGCAAUAUAUUUAUGUUGAUAUUUACAUCAUGUUUCUCCUCGGUGGAGGGGCUAUGCUUUACUAAUUAAAAUCAAAGCCAAGAAGCUAAAGGCAGUGCUUGUUGUGUAUUUUCAUUACACAGAUUUAAUUUAUCUUGCUAAAUAAGCACAGUGGAUCCUGGAAUGGGGUUUCUUAGUAAAUUAUCUUGCACUUGAAUGUCUUAUGAUUACAUAUGAAAUCAGCUUUGAGAUCUGUUUGCUUAGGAAAAAGAAAUGGCUGAGGAAAGAGGAAAUUUAAUAGCUAUGUGGCCUUGGGUGAGUCGCUGAACAUCAAUAGCCCAUGUAACUUGAUCUGAAAAGUGAUAAUCAUCCUUUAUUUGUAUUAAGGAGUUGGCUGAACCAGGUGAUUACCUAAAAUCCCUUCUGGUUCUAAGAUAGAUGAAGCUUGCAGCUUGUUUUGGGGGGAAUGUCUUCUUGCCAAGACAUUUAAGUCUUAGACAAGGCCUUAUCUGGUUAUGUGGGGACUUGAAUUAUAAUAAAUUUCAUAUUAAUAACUGUAUCAUACUGUCUUUCAAAAGAAUUCCAGGUAAUUUUUAUAUAAUAUAUUUGCAUAUAUAACUAUGUAAUGGGUUUCUGUUGAAAAUAUUUUUUAAAGCUAAUAAAGAGCAUUAGGUUCCUGUAAGAUGUGAUAUCUGUGUCCUUGGUAUUAUUUAGUCUGAACAUUUUGAAAAGCUUGUGUUGGCAGUCUAGAAAAACAAACAUUUCAUGCCUGCCUUCUGUACCUCGCAAAUGAAUAAAGUUGUUGGGAUUGUCCAGUUUA
This is a messenger RNA of Acinonyx jubatus (cheetah), 2974 nucleotides long. RefSeq names its product cytidine/uridine monophosphate kinase 2 (gene CMPK2). NCBI's taxonomy places the organism in Eukaryota, Metazoa, Chordata, Mammalia, Carnivora, Felidae. The transcript is spliced from 5 exons. The coding region runs from base 47 to 1375 and encodes 442 amino acids. Gene Ontology annotation, biological process: dTTP biosynthetic process; dTDP biosynthetic process; dUDP biosynthetic process. Gene Ontology annotation, molecular function: dTMP kinase activity. Gene Ontology annotation, cellular component: mitochondrion; cytoplasm. The record is from RefSeq and is a predicted model, not a curated record.